Molecule: messenger RNA, 1866 nt
Organism: Acromyrmex echinatior (Panamanian leafcutter ant)
Lineage: Eukaryota; Metazoa; Arthropoda; Insecta; Hymenoptera; Formicidae
Product: odorant receptor 22c-like
Biological process (GO): detection of chemical stimulus involved in sensory perception of smell; sensory perception of smell
Cellular component (GO): plasma membrane
Molecular function (GO): odorant binding; olfactory receptor activity
Source: RefSeq, a predicted model, not a curated record
UUUACUUGAGUACUGAAUUUAUAGAAUUUUACAGUUUCACUACGGCCUUUUGAUCGACCACAUCAAUGUUAACUAUAACUAAGCUGAAAUAAUUGAUCUACAUGCUGCAGUUAGAAAUUUUAAAGCUCAUGUUUUAACCAAUAACAUUAUAAAAUAUAAUAUCGUGUUAGAAUUUCGAUGCUGCUUAAGCUGUGUGUGCUCAUCAUUUAUUUUAAAUAAUUCGUUAAACAAAUUUUGUCUUUUUUCUUGAUUGAAAAGAAAUUUAUGUCUUUCUUUGACUAUAAUCUUACUGUAAGGUAGAGAAAAAGAAAAGAGUAUUAUAACACGUUGGCACUAUCGUGCUGUGAAACUAAUUUGCUCGGGGUCAAUGAAUAACGGUAUAGAAUCGGAGAAUAUAGUAUGUCGUCCUAUCAAGUUCGGACUUCGCCUAAUCGGCGUAUGGCCGGGCACGUCAUAUGCAAUCUUGCGCAGAGUGUUCUGUAUAUCUUCAAUGGCAGUGUUUCAGAUUUUUCAAUAUUGGUACGUGAUCUUGCACUUCGGAGAGGAAGAUCUAUUACUCCUUAUGGACGUAUUAAGCGCAACUAUGGCUUACAGUCUUCUGCUAAUCAAAUUGAUUAUUUUUGCAUUCAAUGCUCGUCUGCUGAACGAAAUCAUAGCACACACAGUUGUUGACUGGAAGGAGCGCGAUGUUUACGACGAAUACACGAUGACUAGAAUGGCGUACAUCUCUCGUCGGUUCUCCAACUUCAUAAUUGCUUUGUACGCGCUUUCGGUGUUCCUUUAUGCAACCGGUACUUUGUUGAGGUUUAAAAGUAAUAAUCAGACUGACACUCGAGAACUUCUCCUUAAAAUGGAAUUACCUUUUGAGAUCAAGAGCACAUCGGUGCAUAUAGUUGUCUUUGUUACACAAUAUGUUCAUCAAACAAGCGCAGCCAGUAUGGUGGGCGUGAUGAAUUCCUUGCUAAUAACAUUAGUUCUUCAUGUGUGCGGACAAAUUGACAUUUUGCGACAAAAAUUGUGUGAAAUCACGCAAAAGGACAUCAAGCGAGGUAUAAACAACAGGAUUAUGAAAAUGUUGAUUAUUCGGCAUCAAAAGAUUAUCUCUUUUUCCAAGAAUAUCGAAGAUUUUUUCUCAAAUAUCGCGCUAAUACAAUUUGUAUCAAAUACUAUGGUUACAUGUUCUCUAGGAUUUCUUAUUGUAAUCUCUAUGGGUGUCCCGGGUGGAAUGCCUAUGCUAAUAAAGUCUGUGUUUUUUUACAUUGUUAUAAGCAUGGAAGCAUUCAUAUUUUGUUUCCUCGGAGAGCAUCUCUGUACAAAAGUCAGUAUUUCACGUAAAGCGAAGUGGAUACAAUACAUUACUAAGAUCAUUUAUUAUAUAUUUCAGAGCCAAGAGAUCGGCGAUGCUAUAUAUGAAUUACUUUGGUACGAAUUGAAUCCGAAUCAAAAUCAAGACAUUCUGAUUUUGAUGAUAAGAUCGCAGAAACACUUGACGCUCACGAUUGGAAAAGUCAUGGAUCUUUCCCUCAAACAGUUUGCUAGCAUGGUGAAAGCUUCGGCGUCGUAUGUGUCGGUGUUGUACGCGAUGUAUUGAAGCUUCAAUACACUGCAUGUCGCUUAUAUCUUCGCGUGCAAAAGGUACUUUUACUACCAUCAGUUUACAUGGUUAACAAUUUUCCUAUUCAAAGAGGCGGAGUUUUACAUCAAGUGUGUAGACAAGCGGGGUUACUAAAGCAUCGAUUUCCCGAGGCAUCCAUUCGCGAUGCCUUUAUUUAGCUUGCAGUGCAUAAAGGCAGAGCUAUAAAUACAUUGUUGAUAUUUUAGAUCGAUGUACUUUACCAAAUCUGAUAAUAAAGUGAUAAUCAAAAU